AUGUCAACUCUCCCAUCACCGCCCGACGGCGUCGAUCUUACGGCCGACAAGAGGCCAAUGGUGAUCGGAGCAUCAGUUGCCACCUGGAUUCUCGCAGUGUUUGCCGUUCUGCUUCGCAUCAUCAGUCGGAGGAUCAAAGGCCUCGAUCUGUGGUACGAUGACUGGCUAGUUGUUGCCGCUUUGGUGGGUGAAGCUGUGAGUCGAGGAGUUGGCCAGCAUGUCUGGGUAGCCAGCCCAGAAGGCACAUAUGCCUGGGCGAUAGGACUGUUCAUCGGCGAAAUUUGCUACACCUUGACGCUACUUCUUGUCAAGCUUGCCAUUCUUGCCUUUUAUUGGCGGUCCUUUAGCAUCAAAAGAUCAGUGAAGGUGAUUAUUUGGAUCCUUGUCGCGACAACUUCUGGUUGGGCUUUCAGCCUGCUCGUCGCAACGUUUCUUCAGUGCAUACCGACCCGCGCGUUUUGGGAGCGAUUCAACCCCUACAACCCCCUUCUGCCCUCCGAAUACCAUUGCGGCGUCGACUCGUUACCUUUCUUUAUUGGGAAUGCUAUUCCCAACAUCGUAACGGAUAUCGUCAUGAUCAUUCUACCGAUUCCUUAUAUCUGGUCCUUGCAGUUACCGGUCCAACAAAAGUUGGCUUUGGGAGGUGUUUUCGUUGUUGGUAUCUUUGUUACGGUUGUUUCCUUGGUACGAUUAAUACAGGUCAUCAAUCUCGAUCUAACAAAUGUGGAUAUCACUUGGAACUUUGCAAGUGUCGGAACGUGGACAAUUGUCGAAGGCAAUGUCGCCAUUCUAUGCGCCUGUCUCCCCUUCCUCAAACCAAUUAUCAAUAAGAUUACAUACGGCAGAUUCGGCUCAACCGCUGAUAAGAGUGUCAAUACCAAAGGCAGCUCAAAGCCAGAGCAACGGCGCCAGGCCAGUGGUGCAUGGGGAAUGGACAAGAACUACGGAAGCUCGACAACAUAUGUUAGAUCAAACAAAACGGACGAACGGCCUUUCACCAGGCUUGACGGCGACGAGUCAGAUCAAGGCACUUCCGGAAGAUCGAAUACGGAUCUCGAACUACAGGAUAUAGGGCACGCAGACGGAUCCCCGGAUGGAAUUGUAGUGGUAAGGGACGUGAUAAUGGAGACUGAGCAUAAUCCUAAAGGCGUGUAUUAG
Clonostachys rhizophaga is the source of this 1158-nucleotide messenger RNA. The record is from the annotation of a GenBank genome assembly. NCBI's taxonomy places the organism in Eukaryota, Fungi, Ascomycota, Sordariomycetes, Hypocreales, Bionectriaceae.